UCUCACUCCAUAAUAGCUUCAUUGAAACCCCAGCUCGCUAUCUUUAUCAUCACAAGACCCUGAACCCUCCAGCUCAAUAUGCAGCUCAGUCUCUCUCAGAUUGCCACCAUGGCAGCGGUCUUCGUCUCCAACGCUGCCGCUUGGAAUGUCGAAAUCUUCACUAGUGAUGACUGCAGCGGCGGCCCAACCAUGAUCACUGGCGACCUUCCCAACGUCGAGGAAUGCAUCCAGUUGGACUCGCUCUCAGUCGACGUCAAGAGCGUUUGGUUUGACUACGACGAGACGGACGUUCCGCACAAGGCCAUUCUUUACGACGCCCCGAAUUGUCAAUGCAGCAAUGUCUUGUGCCCUAUCACCGAGUCGAUCGCUGGUACUUACAACUGCGCAAGCACUCAUUUGGGCCUCGGGGUCAAGAGCAUUGGAGUCGUCAAGAUCCACCACUAAGGUAGAGUAGCACACUUU
Messenger RNA from Colletotrichum godetiae, 462 nucleotides. RefSeq lists its product as uncharacterized. The coding region runs from base 79 to 444 and encodes 121 amino acids. The transcript has a single exon. The record is from RefSeq and is a predicted model, not a curated record. Lineage: Eukaryota; Fungi; Ascomycota; Sordariomycetes; Glomerellales; Glomerellaceae.